Neurospora tetraspora is the source of this 2685-nucleotide messenger RNA. RefSeq lists its product as uncharacterized. The record is from RefSeq and is a predicted model, not a curated record. Bases 1 to 2685 code for a protein of 894 amino acids. NCBI's taxonomy places the organism in Eukaryota, Fungi, Ascomycota, Sordariomycetes, Sordariales, Sordariaceae. The transcript is spliced from 4 exons.
AUGGGCGAACAUGUUUGCGCCGGAGGGUCAGACGCAGAUGAUAAGGCAGACCCAUCACCAGCAGACGAACCUUCUUCAGCCGCUCCGCCAGCCCCGGCAACUUCACUGUUUGGUCGACUGAAUCCUUUUAGUGCCUCUCAGGCGCCUCAAGUAGACACUACUGUCGCUGAUCGACUAUCCACAGGUCCAUCCCAAGACACUCGCGGAUCGAUAAGUUUGUCGCCAAAGACCCAAAGUGGACGACCUGGUCUCGGGAGCACCGAUGAUUUACAAGCGUUGCGCCGGCCCAGCGCCUUCGCAACGGGUAACGCGGACCGAGCCCCAAACUUGCUACAACGUAUGAACAGCAUGACCCCUGGGCCAUUUGAUACGGACCGACGGCCGUCGGCUGAUUUCCCGCGGAGCAUGACAGACCUAGGACCUAACACGCCAGCAGGCAGCAUGGCAGAUCUGCGACUAAACACACCAGCGCGGAGCAUGACAGACCUAGGACCAAACACACCAGCACGCAGCAUGACAGACCUAGGACCAAACACACUAGCACGCAGCAUGACAGACCUAGGACCAAACACACUAGCACGCAGCAUGACAGAUCUGCGACCAACCACCCCGAUUCAACGGCCAGGGACAUCGGCAUCAAACAUUUCUGCUGGACCCGGAAACCCGGUGACGCCAAUGAGAGGGAACGGACCUGAAGGAUUUGGCCCUCCCCAACGAGGGCCUCCCCCACGGGGGCCGCCGCCAACAGGGCCUCCUCCAUCGGGACCAGUUCAACAAGACCUGAAGCCCGACAACGCCUUCACCAUGCUGAAUCGCGCCGCGACCUUUCACGGGCCAAACCAUACUCCAGAACCGCCACACCGGACACCGUCUGCACCUGGAUUCCGUCCCGAACGACCCCGACGACCGUCCGAAGCAGCUAGAGAUGCUGCAAGGGGCCCGGUGCCAGGCCCGAGGCCAGGCGCGAUGUCAGGUCCGAUCCCAAUGACGGAUGAUCGAAUGAGAAGGCCGAGUAGAGGCCCAGACACAUCCCGUCCCCCACCGCCGCGAACCGGCCUCGUUCGGGCGAGAACUACAGGGCCAGAUGGAGCCCCUGCCGUGCCAGCCAUCAAUCUCGCGGAGGAAUUCGGAGUAGGAAACCCAUAUCAUACACCAUCCGAAUCCGUUUCAUCCAAUGGGUCGAGCCAGGCUUCAUCCAAUGGCUCAACCCAAGGUACUACCUUGGAGCGCCGACCUAGUCAAGCAAGUCAGGCUAGCUCAAGGACGAGCCCACCCCGAUCUGUGGCAUCCAGUGGGAGGAAAGGAUCGGACACGCCCACAUUUGACAGCUCUGUAACAAGGGCGAGCCCACCCCAAUCUAUGGCAUCCAACCUACAGGUGGACGAGGAUGGAGGUAAACUGACGCGGACACCCUCUACGCAAUCAGUCCCUUAUGAUGGUGGUAUUCCUCAAAUGCUCCGGAAGCUGAGACCACCACCCCUAAGCAAAAGGCCACCUCCUCCAGAAGGUGGAUAUGAUCCACGAAUCGACCCACGCUUGCAGCGGAAUAAGUCACCCUUGGCUUCACCUGCUCUUGAUCUUUCAGGUCUCGACGACCCGAAUGCCCAAUUUGAUCGCGGAGUCUCCCCACAGCCCGCACCAUCUGCAUCUCCGCUGCUGGCCUCGGCAACAAUCGAGAGAAGGGAUCGAUCCUCAACUGCAACCGCGAAUAGCCAACAGGAACGCCCGCCUUCUCAAUCCCCUCAACGUCCAACAGAGCGGAGCAGUCGCCAGUCCCUGUCCGCACCAGAUGUGCAACAACAGGAGCCCCCACAACCGGAAUCUCCCACGUCUCCGGCGGAGGAGAAACCCGAGCCUCGAAUCGAAACCCAGGCUAAGGAACGACAGCCUUCUCAGCCGCCGCAAGCCACUGAGCCGCCAGUUGUGAAGCCCGACGAAGAGCAACAAGAACCGGAGACGCAAACAAGCCCACGGGCUCCAGGACCCGACGACCAGCAGCGUGGGAGUAUCGAUCGAACAGCAAGGCUGGAUCAAGAACGGGAGCGGACGCCCUCACAGCCUCGACAGGCUCCUCCGACUACCUCAUCUCGUGGCGACUGCAAAGGCUGCAGCCUGCCCAUCACAGGCAAAUCCAUUUCCAGCGCGGACGGCCGUCUGACGGGACGCUACCAUAAAGCCUGUUUCGUCUGCUCGACCUGUCGCCAGCCCUUCUCCUCCGCCACCUUCUACGUCCACCAGGACCGACCGUACUGCGAGCGCCACUACCACGAGCUCAACGGAAGUCUCUGCGGAAGCUGCGACAACGGUAUCGAAGGCCAAUACCUCGAGGACGAACGGCGCAGGAAGCACCACGUCGGCUGUUUCCGGUGUGGCGAUUGCAAACUCGUGCUGAAGGAUGGCUAUUUCGAGGUCAACGGGAAGGCCUAUUGCGAAAAGGACGCUUGGAGGAGGGUGCAGUGGCUCGCUAGUAACGGCGGUGGGGGCCCAGGUCGGAAGCCUCCUCCGCCCGGACCGCGGUUCGGACCUCCUGGAGCGGGGGGGCCACCACGGACUGGACCUAUGGGACCUGGUAUGGGUGGUAUGGGCCGCCCCGGCAUGGGUCCGGGCGCACAUGAACUACCGCCGCCGGGCAUACCGCGCAUGGAGAAGCGUAUGACUAGAUUUGGCAUGAUGUCAGCUGCUUAA